Pomacea canaliculata is the source of this 1803-nucleotide messenger RNA. Its product is annotated as uracil-DNA glycosylase-like. The record is from RefSeq and is a predicted model, not a curated record. Gene Ontology annotation, cellular component: mitochondrion; nucleus. The coding region runs from base 427 to 1263 and encodes 278 amino acids. Lineage: Eukaryota; Metazoa; Mollusca; Gastropoda; Architaenioglossa; Ampullariidae. Gene Ontology annotation, biological process: base-excision repair, AP site formation via deaminated base removal; base-excision repair. Gene Ontology annotation, molecular function: uracil DNA N-glycosylase activity. The transcript has a single exon.
GAGUGUGUAGUUCUUUCUGACAACACUGGCUUAGUUUUUGUUUUAUUUGAUUUACCGCAACAUUGCAAGCUGUAAAUGGACUUUAAGGUUUGAAUUAAUACAAAGAUAGAGUUAUGUGGCACUGUUAAUGCAGUAAUUAUUUUUUGUGUACUGUUUACUCACUAUAUUGUUUGAGAGUUAGCAUUUAAUAAUUUUAUUAUAUUUACAGUUCAGAGUUUCUUGUUUAUCCACUGGUUUUAAAACUAUAUGUGUUGGAGUAAUUUGAUCAACUUUAUUUUUGUGCUAAGAGAAAAGUAGUGUUCCAUAACAUGUAUACACUGAUUCAUGUGUAAUAUAGAUCUCAAAUAUUGGGCUUAUGUCUGGGAACCAAAUAAGUUUCAUAGUUGAAGAUUUUUGUGAUCUGUCUCUCUUAUAAAACUAUGCAAAAUGCCACCUAAGCAGAAGCGUAGAGAAGAAACAAACAAGGCACCCAUAGAUGCAACCUUGGCAAAACAUGCCAAGGAAACUGCUGCUUCGGAGGAGGAUGUUAAGCUUGAAUCGAAGGAAGCAAAACCAGAAGCAGCUGGUAAAUUUUCACUUUGUACACAACUCACAGACUCAUCCUGGCGUGAGGCUUUAUGCAAGGAGAUGCAAGAGCCUUAUUUUCAAGAAUUAGAGGCCAAACUAGCAGAAGCAUAUAAGGGGGUCGGUGAAGUUUGUCCUCCCCUGCAUCUGAUUUUUAAUGCCUUUAAUUUGACGCCUCUGGACAAGGUGAAAGUGGUGAUCAUUGGUCAGGACCCAUACCACAAUAACAACCAGGCAAUGGGGUUAGCUUUUUCUGUUCCCAAGGACAGCAAGAUCCCACGUUCCCUUUACAAUAUCUACAAAGAACUAGAGAAUGACAUUCCUGGUUUUUCCUCUCCAGACCAUGGUUGUCUACAACAUUGGGCAUCGCAAGGUGUGCUUUUACUCAAUGCUACCUUGACAGUAGCCCAGCACAAGCCCAACUCUCAUAAGAAUCUGGGCUGGCAGAAGUUCACCGACAGGGUCAUCCAGAUAAUAAAUGACAAGUGUGAAAAAGUUGUGUAUCUUCUGUGGGGGAACUUUGCACACAAGAAAGGCGAGCUGGUAGAUAAGAAACACGUAGUACUGAAAAGUGCUCAUCCUUCAUCACUCAGCUUUGGGAAGUUUCUCAACUGUAAGUGUUUCUCGCAAGCAAACAAUGAACUGGAAAAGUCUGGGCAAACACCAAUUGAUUGGAGACUACCUCCAUCUACCCUCUAAGGUUUGUUAAGCGGGGUCUGAAUUGGGCUUUCCUCCUAAAGCCACAAACUGGUUUCCGGUUGGUUGAUGACCGAGUUAACAUUUCUUAUGGUGCCUAAAGGUAUAGCUAGCAUGUUGAGGAUGGCUACCUCCACACGUGAAUGAUGUUGCAGAUAACUUUUUUUAUUUUAGUGGGAAAAAGAAAGAAAUAUUUUUAUGUAUCCUCUGUAGACGCAAGGAUGGGACUUCACAGUCUCAUUAAGGACUUUUUUUUGUUAUCAACUAUUUAUUUCUUAUUUUUAAAUUAUUCUGUGUAAGAUUUACUUCCAAAUAUUUUAACAUACAUGAACUACACUGUCACUUUUUUGGGGGGGCACUCUUUAUGUGGAACUGCAUACUACUGGUAUUAGUAUGCUUUCAUCUUUUUUCAAGACAAGUCCAGCUGAUCAGCUAGGAUCGACUAGUUGAUGAAAAUGUUAGUUUCAUGUUUUUUCUUAAGGCUCUUUAAAGUUGUUGUUUGGCAGCCAAGUGAAUGUGAUUUUUCAUUAAACUGAACUAAAA